GAGGACGAGGCGGAGGCGCUCGGAAGGCUUCCUUCCUCCUGCAGAAAGGAGGAGGAGGAGGAGAAGGAGAAGAGGGAAUACUCGGCGACGUAACCACGAAGGGCAAGAGCGAUGAUGUGCGGCAAUCUGCUCGGAAAUCCAGCACUCUGCUUCUCGAGCGUGGCAGUCGCAGCGCCCCGGUUGACAUGUCGAGCCUGGCAGCGGGCGGGUGCAGAAGCAUCUCCGGCAUGGUCGUGGAAUCGGGCGCCGAGGAGCAGCAGGAGCGCAGGAGGAGGAGGAGGAGCAGCAGCAGCAGGCCUCAGGCUCAGCGGGGGUGAUAGAGGCGUUGUGGAGAAGCGCAAGGUCGGGUGUGCAAGCGCAGCGAUGGUGGAGACGGGCGUGGACGUGAAGUGGGAGGAGCUCGAGAGCCUUCUGGGAGGGAAGAAAUUCGGCCCGCAGCCGAGAGUUGCGCACGCGACCGAGCGGAUCUUCGGUCCGGGGAACGACGCAUCGAAGCUGGUGGUGUACCGCGACAAUUCCGCGUGGUGCCCUUACUGCGAGCGCCUAUGGCUGCUGCUGGAGGAGAAGCAGCUGAAUUACACGGUCGAGAAGAUCAACAUGUGGUGCUACGGGCAGAAGCCGGAGUGGUACACGCGCAUGGUGCCCUCGGGCCUGCUUCCGGCCGUGGUGCUGGAUGGCAAGCUUCUGACCGAGUCCUUGGACAUCAUGCUGCUGCUGGAAUCGAAAUUCUCCGACAAAAACCCCAUGCUCCCGCGCCCGGGCUCUCCGCAGUGGUCCUCUCUGGACGGCCUCCUCCAGCUCGAGAGACGACUCUUCGGCGCAUGGCUCAGCAGGCUCAAAGGCAAAUCCGGGGCAUUCGACAGCACCAUGGACACCGUCAACGCAGCUCUGAAUAAAUUCGGCGGCCCAUACUUUCUGGGCCCAGAGUUCUCGCUGAUCGAUGCCGUCUACGCGCCGUUCCUCGAGAGAAUUGCCGCCAGUAUGCCAUACUGGCCGGGACUGGUGGUCCGCGGAAAUGACCGGUGGCCGGCCGUCAACCGGUGGUACGACGCCAUGGACUCGAGGCCUGCGUAUCAAGCGAUAAAGUCGGACGAUUUCUACAUCGUACACAACUUGGAGCCGCAAAUCGGAGCCUGCAGAUCCGAGCCGCAGGGCGCAGCGUGGAGGGCUCACAUCGACGGAACGCAGGGGAGCUGGCAGCUGCCGUUGAAGCCCGAGGUGACGGCGUGGGGCGCCGAUGACGGCACGGGCGACGGCGGAGCCCGAGAAGAAGCCGCGCAAUGCUUCAUAAAAAAUCACGAGGCCGUGGUCGGGUUCGCGCUCCGGGGCGUCAAGGACGACGACGGCACGGGCAGGAACGCCGAGGCCGUGGACUUGGGAUUCCGCUACGUCGCCAAAGCUCUGCUACUCGGUACGGACCGAGUACCACUGCCCGCGACUUUCCCCCGCAAGGACGCCGUGGCUGGCGCCGCGCAGUUCCUCAUGAACAAGGUCGGCGUUCCCAGGGACCUCACGUACCCUGCUGCCAGGCAGCUCCGAGCCCAUUUGCUCUGGCUCCUCCAGCACUGUCAAGGAGCCUCUCGUUAAUUCGCGUACUCUACACACGUCGUAUACAUUAUACGACGUGUUUGUAGAUCGUGGGUAGAGAUCUUUCGCCGGAUCGUGCAUACGGUAUACACGAUCCGGCCAGGGACCUGUCGACGCUGUACGUGUUCGCCCGAGGCUCAGACAGACGCUCAGAUCUCCACCGGUUGUGUGUCACAAGCACAAGCGGGCUUGUAUGGAGGAAGGUCUACCUCCGUCAGCUAAAGGAAUCGGCAUGCUGUUAUUUAUUUAAUCAUGGUAGUAAUACGGGUUGCGGCCCGCCCGAAUGUUACGGACUUCUGAACCGCAUUCAGGGAGUUACGUCGGCCCCUCGACGUUGAUCAUUGAAAUCACGAGGUUCUGCUGCAACUCUCCUCAGCCAGAUAGAUCUAGAGUGUGAAAUUUGGUGAGAAUUUGAUCCUGGUUGGACGAGUGUUGUCAACUUUGCGUGGCUUCACACGACAGACAUUGACGCGAAGUGGACAGUGUCCCCUGUGGCCAGGAAGUUUGUUGCGAGGCGUAUGACAGUAUAAAAUUCGAUAACACAAUCUGAAGUUUGUUGAUAAUUCUUCCGACCCGAUUGCGGUCGCGUGUAAGCUACAAAAGUUCGAAAGAAAUGUAAACCUACUGCGUGCCCAUCGAUAUUUGGGGUUCACCCAUACAUGCAU
Molecule: messenger RNA, 2252 nt
Organism: Marchantia polymorpha subsp. ruderalis
Lineage: Eukaryota; Viridiplantae; Streptophyta; Marchantiopsida; Marchantiales; Marchantiaceae
Source: the annotation of a GenBank genome assembly